This is a messenger RNA of Porites lobata, 13261 nucleotides long. The record is from the annotation of a GenBank genome assembly. NCBI's taxonomy places the organism in Eukaryota, Metazoa, Cnidaria, Anthozoa, Scleractinia, Poritidae.
GACGAGCCGUUUGUUUCAUUGAAAUCAACAUGGAUUUUACGGUUCGGAAGAAGCUAGGAAAGUGCAGACGAGGUGUUCUUAAGUUAGAGAAUCGCCAGAUUCAGACACCUGGUUGUUCAUUGUACACAAGAGGAGGAGCAGUUCCCCAUCUCACUCGGGAUGUAUUGCAUACAGUUGCAGAUUUACCAGCAAUUGUUCAUCUGACUCUUGAAUCCACGUGAGUUUGUUCUGCUCAUAUUAAAACGUUAUGGCCGAGGCCAAGAUCGCUGAAUUACAGUAAACGAUUAUUAAUUGUAAGAGCACAAUAACCGUAUUUAAAAUCCUUACUAAAAUAUCUUAGGAGUACACUGUGUUAGAUCAGAUAGGUCUAACGCUUGCGGUUUUACUUGUGAAAUUUUAUUAAGCUGUGCACGAAAGCUUAUUAUUAGCUCAUAAGUUUACUAUAUCAAAAUUCUCAAAUCUGAUUGGCUAUCAGCUGUCCUGAUUUCAGUAUUAAUAGGACAGUGGGUAAGAUUUCUGUAUAACCCAAUAAAUUUAUUAUGGAUGCAGCAAUUUCCCCCUUAUCUACAAAUAGUUGCCCCUGCAGGGAUUUCUAGGAAAUCCCGAGGAUGCACUCUAGUAACUCGCGCGUAUAUUAAGGAAAGUUCUUACAGUUGAAAUAUACAGUCAGUAUGCCAGAAAAAAUCUCGAUUUGCUUGAACAGGGGCUGCAAGGAAUGGGUAGGUAAUGAUGACGUUUCUUUUGCUUGCACCCGCAAGAACGAAAUGGUUAGGGUGACAUAAAGACAGAAAAUCGCGAAGGGACCGCUUAGGUAGAUUUUGUGACAUUUAUUGUGCAGUCAUACUUCGAUACUCUUUUGCGUUACGUGUUAUCAGUGACGUUCUGUGGAGCAGUUGUUUUGAAAGUUAUGGACUCCUGCAAGCCUAUCACUAGCAGAACGAUGGACGAUUACCGAAUUCGCCGACAAUCAAAUUCUGUGCUGACUUAUUCCCUGCUCACAGAUGUCCGUCCACUAUAAAGUUUAAAAUAAGACUAGAAUGCGUGGGCGUGAAUUGAUCAAGCAUCCCUUUAACUUCUAAGGCGUACUUUCCCGGCAAAUAAAAUGAACUGAAUGUAAAAAGUGAAAGAGAAAUAGCGAAAAAUUCAACUUCUAAUUAAAUCUUUUUGAUGGUUUACAAUAAACUAUUCUCAAAACUGAGAAUGAAACUGAGAAUGUUUUGAUCAAAGCUGUGUAAAUUGAACUGAAACUGUGCAUGGAACCUAGCGUUUCCUUUAUUUAGCUCACCUAUUGUACAUGUGUAUGGAAUAUGUGUGAAAAUCUUCACUAUGAAUCGGUAUAUUUCAAAGAGCUACACAACGAGCAAGAACACUAUUGACUGACAAUAUACAGAGCAGGGGCAAAUGUAGUGUCAACUAUGACUAGUUUAAUAUAUCGUCGAGUCGAAAUGUGUAUGCAUAAUAAAUGUAUGGGGUUAUUAGGAAAUCUGAAACUUGUGUCUUGGUAUAAGAGAACUUUGUGUCAUCCAGUUUGGUCAGUAAUCAUACUUGUGAUUAAACAAAUCAAACUCCCGCUGUGCAGUCAUCCAAUUUUGUUAAUAACUCGUAUUCAUGAUUUCAAACUGGUCAGUGUAAAACGCAGACUGCGGACUGUUGUUUUUCCCAUGGAAAUAGGGACCUUAAGCAUUGACAAUGAAACACACGAUGAUGAUGCUUCGCAACCCGGGCAGACUGGGCCAAGGGUUUCAUUUUCAGUGGGGAAAACGAAGUUUAAGCAGUGCAGCUUCCCAGACAGACGGCGACUUUUUCUUUGCAAAGGAGUUUGUCUUGUUACAGUCUUGUUAUGGCAUUCAAAGACCUCCGUAAUUUACAUCUUAUAAGCUAUGACAAUGUUUAAUCAAUGGUGGCAAAUUUAUUGUUCUUUACAACCUGUAAUUUGAUUGUGGAGGCUUUCUCUUUGUCGCGCAGCUUUUGCUUUUGUUUUGAAGUUAAAAGUGAAUACUGAAACAAACCGAACCUGAAAAAUAAAUUCAAGUUAGCAAGCGAAGAAGUCGACAAAAUGCUUAACAUUUGGAUUCUACAUGUACUGAAUGACAAGGUGAAGAGUGAUUUACACACAAAAAGCAUAUUUUUAUAAUAACGUUUUAGCACCUACGGCAAAACUCCGUGAAUUUCAUUGUCGACGAAGGCUGGAUGACGUUUUGACAACCCGAUGCAUGCCCGGAAGGUUCGCGCAGGAAAAUUUCACUUCCGGCCGUCAUCGUUGUCCCAUUUCGUUGUUGAUGUUAAAGGUCCCUAAUGAGAAUGUGACAAUAAUAGUCUCAUUGUUUUCUAACCCUAAAAACAAUAGUCCACAGUCUGCAUUUUACACUACCUCGAUUUCUAACUGAAUUGGACUCCACCAAGUCCUAUUAGCAUUUUUAAUUAUGGCUCAGUCAAUUCCAAGCGUGCCCAUCCCCCCCUCCCGGGCAUUUGUCAUCUUGUCAGUCCCGCCGGUGGGGAAUUUGUAAAUUCUAACGGCUAGGAGCAAUUUGUGAAAGGUGCUUUAUACUAUUAACAAUCUACCUUUAAUGCAAACCGAACGAAGGUUACAACUAGAAGUGAACAACAUAAGCUACAAGACAAGAGAAUAAAUCAUAAGAUUAUGCAAUCGAGGAGCACAUGUAAUCCCCUAGAGAGUGUCAUAUGAUCUUAAUCAACGAAUCACAUUACAUGAUUAUUAUAAUUUCUCCAACAUAUACCACGUUUUGAUCAGAUUAUUACAGAUUUCCUAUAAAUACGGCAUUUGCAGCUUAUUUACUGGAAAGUGCAAUUUUGGUGUUGUCCAGAGCGUUGCCUCCAUUUGUUAGGCCCCUCUGUGAAGUUUUUCUUUGAAUUAUUUGGCCCUAUUGUGGGGCAUUUACGGCUUUUCCAGAAAAAUGACAACUGCGUUGGGGGUGGGUGAGGAUGGGGGGAUGGGCAUGCCUGGAGUUGACUGAGCCAUUAUCUCAAGAUUUAUAGUUGUGUACAUGUAAACUUAAUGAUAUCAGGUUUAACAUUUACUUUUAUUCAGUGUCUGGUUAUUGUAUUCAACAGAGUUGAUCAGCCAGGAGCUGAGACUAUUACGAAAUGUAGCUGCAAUAGAAUAACAGAAUUCUUAGGACUUGAGGUGAAGACAGUGAUAUGUGGCUGGCCAGUAAAAUACAUUAAUCAAUAAUGAAAUAUUAGCCUACCUACAUGUAGCCAACCCAUAAAUAUGGUCAAAUUCAUGUUGCAGAUUAGCUAGCAUGAACAGGGUUCCACAGUACUCUUUGUAAAGAUUUUUGCUUUUAGGACCCUCCUUUCAGUUCUUAGACCUCUCAUAAGGUGGGUAACGUGGUGAGAAACCUGUACCUGCCAACUCUUAUUCAUUAUACGUGAGUCUCAUGCCUGGGGACUGAACACAUUGAUCUCAUUCAUCAAGGACAAUAAUUUUUUCUCAUGCCUGAUUCACAAAUCCAGACAAAUUGUUCUUUUACACAUAAUUAAUAACAACAAUUUAAUUCUAUUUUCAUGAAAAUAUUCCAAAAACGCAUUGAAUGGUGACUUUCUGUCCUAAUGAAAUCAAAACACUAAAAUUGUCGUCUUCUAAAUAGCUUCGGAAGUGUUCAAAGUUUGUCGGAACAUCUUCUGGCAUUAAUUUUUUUGAUAACAUUCAGAAGUCUUUGUAAAAUCGUUGGAAAUCUUCGGAAGUCGCUGGGAUGUUUUCAGAAAUUCUGCUCAUGACAAGGCAAAAAUCUUGCACAUUUGACUCAGAAAAAGUUGGCAGGGAUAGAAACCUGUUUAGGAUCCUCUAGGAUCCUGCAUAGAAACAGGGGCCUAAACCUGAACAUUGGACAUUGAUUAGGAUCCUAAUGCUCAGCAAGAUCUCUGUAUAAACUUAAUCAUAGAGAUGGUAUAUGAGAGGAUCUUUUUAAUGUUAUUUUGUGAAUGGAAUAAUAUUACUUCCUUUUUAUCCUAGGAAUAUGUUUCUUACCUAUCAAUUAAAGAUCCCUUUCAAGAUAUACGUGAAGGAUACAAUGAAGAAAAGUGUGUUUCUGUGUGGACUCCAGGUGGUCGUAAAAAGGUACUUGAUACAGUCUCAGACAAAAAUAGUUGGGACACCUUAACCAAACGCUGUUUUUUCCCUUCUCGUGCUCCCCUCUUCCCUCUCAAAGUUGUUUAUCGCGGUUUGGUCACCAAAUCUUGUACACCAACAUUGAGGGGACAAGGAGACCCCAAAGUGUCCCAACCAUUUUGACUGAGACUGUGUUUUUGAGGAAUUUUAGGUAUGUGACUCCUCGUUGGCUCUAGUGGCGGGAAAUCGCUAGGCAGGUAUAUGCACGUUUCGGAGCCAUUUUUUCGGGAAAAGCAUUAGAAAUUUCAGGGAUAGAAAGAGAGAAGUCAAUUAAUAGAGGAAAGAAGUCUUUGUUUCUUUAAUUACAACAUUCCACGGUAUUAAAAAAGCUUUCGAAGUAGUCGGCUUAAAGAGUGAACAACGGACGAGUCAAAACUGGGCGCAAUUAUUUCGCAGGCUGUGUAUCUUGCCUCUAAUAUAUUGUACCGGUGGAGACACGAUUGGACGGGUCACCAUAACGGGUCACCAUACUAUCCAGAGCGUUUUCUAAGACCUCUCUGGUAUAUAUAAUGGAUUAAGAAAGAAAAGGAUAAGGUACUUUCACACUUAAUUGAAAUAGCCAAGGUUUAUAUCGCCUUGAUAUAUGUAAGACAAGUUAUGAAAACUUUGAUCAUGGUGACACGAUUGUUCGCUGAAAGAAACUUAUAAAUAUCUUAAUUGAAUUAAUGUACGGUGACCCGUGUACACGUCGAGAAUAAUGCUUUUUUUGACGUUUUAAGGAUAGGUAGUGUCCUCGUUUGAUAUGAUUCAUGUUUUGUACCUCAAGUCCCACGUUUAUGGCACAGUAGUUUGUUUUCGAGCUAUUCAGGAAGGUGUAUAUUUGGGAUAAAGAAUGAGAACCGAUGUCACCAUUUGGCGCAAGGCCAAAUUAACAUAUGUUGUAAACAACUUAUAAAAAGUUGUCGAUUUCACAGCAGUAGCCUGGAAUAUAAUUAAGAAACUUUUUGGCGUCGGACCAAACAGUUACACUAUUGUUGGACACCCUUUCUACGCGCUUGUAGUCAAAAGUAUCUUUAGAAAUUUAGAAAGCGGGAUACUGUUCUCGCUGAUACGUCUUGGGAAUAAUCCUGGCUUGUUGCAUUUUCUUCCAAACUGGACGAAAAAUUCCCCCCUUCAGUCUCCAAAUCGCUUAAUUGCUCUUUCAGCUGUCUUUCGCCUCUUGCCCUUAAAUUAGAAAUGCGUCCCUUUGAGCCUUGUUCCUACACUCUUUCUUGGCAAAGAGGCCUUCUCUAUUAUUCUCCACACAUUUUUUCUAGAAAUGUGGCACAUUCGAGCGCCUCUCCGUAUAUGAAAACCCCGAAUCUUACGUAGAUAGUAUGCACGUGCUAUAUUGUCACGCUAUCAAUCGGCCACUAGAAAGCUAUUUGUGUACGGUUUAGUGAACACUCAGUUCCUUUUAUUUUCCAAUACUCUACUCUGCCCAAGAAAUUUCUGCGAACUGGUCAUUCUUUGUGUUAUGUUGUUAUGCCCAAAUAACUUAGUUCACUGCUAUAGAAACGUUCGCGAAACACAAUGGAUGCCCAACAAACCAAAAGCCCGUCGCUUGUGACCGACCUACAGAUUAACCUCCGUAUCUGUCAACACGCCUUCAAAUUCCUCACCGACACAGUCUCCGACAAAAAUAGUUGGGACACCUUAACCAAACACUGUUUUUUCCCUUCUCGUGCUCCCCUCUUCCCUCUCAAAGUUGUUUAUCGCGGUUUGGUCACCAAAUCUUGUACACCAACAUUGAGGGGACAAGGAGACCCCAAAGUGUCCCAACCAUUUUGACUGAGACUGUAGUUACAUGGAAUAAACAUUGUGUAAAGGUGGUGCCCUGAAAUAUACCAUUAAACAGGAUGUAGCAAAAUAUGUUGCAGGAACUACCCUAGUCUUUUGAUUGGUUAUAGGAGAUAAUCAAUAGUAAAAGUAUUAUUCAAAACACCCUGCUGUACAACAAAACAACUGAUGGAAUAGUAAAAUUUCCAUGAAAACCCUUAGGAUCAUAAAAUUAUUUUCUAGGAUGUCCCAUUGUCAGGUUUUCUGCAUCUUUGGUAGCAUUGGGUGGCACCUUAUCUUUACAUUUAAAUAGUCAAUAUUAACAAACAUGUUUAUGCAAACUGUAGAAAGAGAAAAUAAGGCGACAGCUACUUUUUCAAUUUCUUACCACAGAGAUGUUCAUUGUGCCAGGAAGAUGAAAUGAGUGAAAAUCUGAUAAUUUUUUUUUAACUAUCAUUUGUUGUGUUAAAAUUUAUUAUGUAUGAUCUCAGAUUUCUUUGGUGUAAUGAGGUUUUUCAUUGCCAGGUAGAUGUCAACCUUUUCCUGACUUUUCUCCAAACGUUCAAGCCUAAUAUAGCUGAAUGUCUCUGUGAUACCAUUCCAGCCUCCAAGCAGACUGACAAGAGAAUUCGCAAAUCUGUUGAUCGAACAUUAAAGUUUCUGGAUAAAUGUAUUGAAGAAAUGGAGAGUAAGGUAAAUAGUACAGUGUUUAGGUGAAUUUUUUUUUUUUUACAUCUACCAGUGAUUUAAAUAAAGUAUUAAUAAAUAAACUGUGAAAGGUUUAAACCCAGGAGUCAUUUCAUAAGUAGGAUGAGUUCAGAGUAUGAUCAUCCAGGUAAACGUAGUCUAAAAUAGAACUAUUGUUGUUGACAGUGACUACAACAGUCCUAUUGAGGACUACACUCACCUGGACGAUCAUACUUAACCUAUUUAUGAAAUAAAUAAACUAUUGAGAUGUAUUCAGUUCAAAAUAGUGAAGUACAAUUUUAAUUGUGUGUUGCAGACAAAAAGUAUUCCAUAUUGAAUUCAUUUUUUUUUACCUGUGACAAAAUACAUGUACACUAUGUCCAGUCAGAAGCCUUACUUAAAAAUUUUCACAAGUGAAGAAAAAAGUUGAAAAAAGGGUGAUUUUUAAUAUAAUUUAUUGUGUGAUUGGAAAGUGUUUCAAUAACUACUUAUUGUGGUAUUUCACCAUGACUCGCUAAUUACAGUACAUUUAAGUGGUCUCCAUGCAUGAGAAAUGAAAACAUUUUGGGUUGUUCAGUGAAGCCAGUUUUAUUGUUGUAAUUUGGUGCCUCAAAGUAAAAAUAGUUUUGUUUGCAAUUUAAUUUUGGCUAAUUUAUUUUAUUUUAUUUUUACUUUUAGAGUUUAUCUUCUUGUAACUUAUUUGGAGUUAUUGAGGGCUCAAACUCAGAAAAAGAGCGAAUACGAUCAGCUUCAGAAACUUCAAAAAGAUCUGUAGCAGGUAAAAAGUAUAAGAAGACUUUUAUUUAAUUUAUUAUUGACUCUCAAUAACUGUCAAACCUUCAAGGGAAAUCAAAAACAGUUUCAGUUAUCAGGAGCUCAAAGCAAAAUUAAUAACCAGAAAGAGGAAAAUGGGAUGAGGGAGGAAUGCAAGUAUCAUGCACACUUCACUUCAAGGGCAGCAAAAGAUAUAUUGAUUUUUUAAAAAAAGAAUUAUUAAGCAACAACACUUGAUUAAUCAGUACAGUGCGAAACAAUGUGUUUAAAUUGGACGGUUGUUUUUAGAGAAAUUCAAUAUUUUGGACUACAAUUCACUGCAUUUUUUUCAAUUUGCCAUGCACUUAAAACUUGGUUUGAGUUAUCUAGGGUAAAAUUGUAUGGAAAUGAUCUGAAGGGAAACAAAAAAAUAUUUAGAGUUAGCAGGAGGUUCGAGUUAUCUAGGGUUUAAGUUACUGAGGGUAAAAUGACAGUAAAUGUAUGAAGCAAAUCCAGGGGAAAUUGACUUUGGUUCAAGUUAGCUUGAGGUUCGAGUUAGCAAGGGUUGAGAUAUCUGGAGUCAACUUUAUUAUAUAAAAACAGGAUUUCACACUUUUCAUAGUAACAUUAUUAUGACCUGUUUAGUUUUGUCUUCAAGUCCCAUCAACUCCAUUUAAAUAAAUUUGUCAUCAGAUGGGUUGUGAGGGGAUCCUUGUUGUGUAUUCCUGCUGCUCUUUUUUUUCUGUAAGAGUACUCGUAAUUUUAUCAUUAUCAUCAUAAUCAUCAUCAUCAUAAGCAAUAACACCAUCAAAAACACCAUCAAACAUCAUCAUCAUCAACAACAUCAUUGAUCAACUUGUAGAAAUUUUUUUUCUCUUUUUACCCCUACAUAUUAUUGUUUAGGCUUUGUUCUGGAGGGUUUUAGUUCGAGUGAAUGUGAAUGGAACCACCUGCUGCAGAGGACAGUGGUAGGUAUACAUGUACUCGGAAACAAGUGAAUUUUGCAGAGGCCUUGAUUUUAUACUUCUAGGGUGAAAUAUUUGGCUAAAAAAUCUGUUGAGCAUUAAAAUAUGUUUUCACUAAUAUUUCAAAUUAUCAUACACUGUGCAGUGAAACGUUUCCUCUUCAAGUUUUACCUUCAAUCAUCUACCCUGCAAGCAGAGGUUUCUCUCUUGCAUGUCUUUUAGUGUUUUAGUCAUUCGCAUCGCUUGUCGGUCACGAGGUUGGUUUGUUUUAUAUGCCCCAGGAGAAACUGGUGCUCGUGUCGUUGCAAGCAAAAGAAAGUGACUUUUUGGGUGGAAAAGGUCCCUUUAUAUAGACAAAAAAAGAAUGCACUGUUAGAGAAAGUAACCAAUUAGAAGUGUAGGAUUUUGAUCUGUUACUCUUGAAUUUGCAUGUUCUUUUGUUAGCUGCAAGCAAUAGAUACUAAUUGAAUGGAUUCAGAUCUGGGGGUAGGAUGUUUGUUAAAACUUCAUGAUGGUUUUUAGCAAGUAAAGCCUUUAAAAAAUGCAUCUGAAAAGUCAACAAUACAGGCGAGUCUAAUUUUGAUUUUAGCGCAAAUCGUGAUGACUCAGUUAUUAAAGUGAAUUGACCUUCACAUUUCUUUAACAGGAAGCCAUUCCCGAUAAUAAGCCACGCCUUAUACAUGGAUUAGGAUCUCCAGGUGAAUUGAUUAAUCAGUUCGAGAUAAAAAGCUAAUACUUUUUGUCUUGUACAUGAUUCAAAUUUAUACUUGGUUUAGAAUAAUGUUAUCUUCCUGUUGUUUCUGGAUAUGGUAAUAUCUGAUAAUGAGAUUGAUACAAUGAAAUUUAAUUAUAAUUUAUGGAUAAAAUUGAAUGACAGUAAAUGUAGGUAGGGUUUAAGUAAUGCUGCCUUUAAACAAAGUAAGAUGGUGGAUAGAAAAAGAAGAACAAAUUAAAAGCAACUUACCUAAUAAUUAUAACUGCUUUAAAAAUCAGCCUGAUCUAUCAUUUUACUGCUCACUGUGUAUGUACAUGUAAUGUGAAACUGUUCCCGCACAUUUCACAAGCACCUGUGCUAAAACAUAAAAGUGAGGCUCAGGUGGACAAAAAUCAAGCAUGCAUGGGUGACCACCCGUUGGCUUCUUUGCAUGACAGAAAGUAUAAUAUCAUAAUCUAUUCCCAGCGGACGCUCCUUUAACAAAGGCUUGGUGACUCGAGAGAUGAGUUAAAGGACAUGCGAGUUUGCAGGCAAGAAGGUGAUAGGGUUAGACCAAGAUAAACGAAAAAAUUGAGGGAAGGGAAAAAUAAACAAACCCAUUAAGAAAAAACAGGUGUUGAACCACCCCACCCUUCUCCCCCACAAGGGGCUUCAACAUUGCAUGAAUCCAAUUUCCUCCAGCCCUUGAAGCCAAACUGAACAAAUUUGCUUUACACAUGUUUAAUUUACUUAUACUCAGGAAGCCACUCCUGGAGGAGAAACCCAAACUUACAUCUGAAAUAGAGCUCUUGCUAGUAUUAGGUCAGUUAAGGCCAGUGUUACAUGAAUGACCACUAGCUGGGAAUAUAGGAAAUAUCGCUGUAUCCCAGGCUGCCAAACAGUUUCCAGGCUUCAAAUCAAGGGAACAAAACUUGUGUAGUUUUUUCUUUACCUUUGGAAGCCAAUGUUCAAAGUUGAUGGCUUUUGGUUAUAAAGAGACAAGAACACAGAGUGAAUUAUUCAUUGUAAUUGAGUAAACAAUAAAAAGGGGUGCAAACAAUGUAUUUACCAAGGGAAAGAAUAAAAGCAUGAUCAUGUCUGGUUAAUGUCCAUCUGAUCUGUGUGUAAAAUAUGACAUAAAAGCUUCUUCCUCAGAGAAACUAUUGUGUCAAACAAAAGCCGUAUUCCAUUAAUGUCUAUGCAUAAAUGUGCCACAAUCAUUGUUACAUGUAGGCAGACCUAAAUGUUUUGACAAACAAGGUAAAACAGGUGUUGCGUUCUUUCAUUUUUAGUUUUUUAAAUUCACUUUUAGAGUAGUCAUUUAAUACUCCUCAAUUUUUUAAUACAUCAGUUUCUUCUUUUUAUUUUGUAGAGGAGGUUGUCAUUGCUGUGGACUGUGGAAUUGAUCUAUUUGAUUCCUCAUAUCCUUUUUGUUUUUCUACAUUUCAGCAUAUCUUCUUAAUCCAAAUAUCACACAGAGACACAGAUAAUAAUAUGGCAGAAGCCAAAUACACAGCAAAAGAUUUAAGUUACAAACAUUUGGCUGACUUAAAUUUGCACUAGUACAGAUUCUCGAAAUUAAGGAUGCUAACUUGUGGUCCAAACAGUUUAUGCAAUAACAGGAGUUGACUGUACCAUGUUAGAAUGUAAAAGAGUAUAACCACUGCAGCUGAACUUUGUUACAUAUUCCUUAAUUGUUUCACUUAUCCAUGUCAGGUGGCUGAGCAUGGGUGCGCACUAAACCUAAAUUGGAGUAGAAAAAGAUUUAAAGCAGAGCUUUCUUAUUCACCUCCUGCUCAAGAGCCACUAGAGCAAAAAAGGAAAAUUCAAGAUGAUAAUUUGAAAAAUUCUUCUAAUGGGACAGAUAAUGAUAAGGGCACGCUGUAUACCAUUAAUCUUAAUGAGACUGGGUAAGUGAUCUUUUUCUCUUUUGCAAGUCAAAGGCUUUACUUAUGACUCAAAAUCAUUUAGCAUUUGUUCAAAAGCUGCUCAAUUGACUUUACCUUGAAUAAUAGUAUCAGACUGAGCUUAAGGGUCCCCCACCCUCUCUCCCUAAGGGAGGCCUGUUAUUCAGGUAAUUCUGGAUUAAAUUAUGGCUACUACUAAGGGUGGGAUGCUGGGAAUUUCUGUCAUCUUUCAUGACCAUGAGCUCCAGCUACUUUCAUAGGAAAACCAAAAGAAAUUCCAAAUUCUUCAAUUUCCUGCCUACAAAUUACAUAUUAUAUUAGCAACAGCCAAGUUGAAGAGGUUAACCAAGUUGGUUUGUUUCUCAUGUUUAAAGCAUCGUCCAGUGCUAAGUUUGUGGUAUUUCGGAGGUAGCUGCAAAAUUCAAGUCAAAAAUAAAUAAACAAAUAUUAUUAAUAAUCUCUUGGGUCAUCUUGUGAGUCCUAGAUAAUAAUUUUACUAAAUUAGUCAAUUUUAUCAAACUUGUAAAGUAUUAAUAUUUGUAUGUUUACUUUUUAUCUAGAUUCAGUUCUGACUUCAAUCCAGUUGUUAGUGGUUGCACUUGUUACUGCUGUACAAAUCAUACGCGGGCAUACAUUCAUCACCUUCUUGUUACCAAGGAGAUGCUAGCCACUGUUCUUCUUAUGGUGUAAGCUACCAAUAAUAUUACUAUUACAUUUUGCUUGUUUUUUUUUUGUUUUUUUUUUUUAACAAAGACAUCUUUAGCUUGGCUGGUAUAGUUUAUUUUCUCAUUCCAAGUCUGCCGUUCUCAAGGGAAUUUGCACUUUGUCUUGUCCGAAAUUAUGGGCACCCAUGUGUUGGUGAAUAAGACAAACAGGACAAACAGUGCAGUUCUCCUUCGUAAUAUCACGUGGUGUGCAACGGGAGAACAAACCACAGUAGCUAAAAGGGUCUAUUGUUUAGUUACGGUUACUUCUUCCAAAUGCUAGAUGAUAAGAUUUGCAUCGCUACACUAAUCUUUAAAAAAAUGGAAGGCCUCUCUAAGAGUAUACUCACUGAAUCUCAGUCUCUGUAUUCUGGAGGCAUGCUCUACAUCAUUUAAGUGUAGACAAAGUCCUGUUAGUGUAGCCAUUCAAAUAAGACCGGUUGAAGUAAAUUUACAAGGUAUCAUUUGUUAAUUACACAGCAUUUUAUGAAAACAAUUUUCGAAUUUUUAAACGUUUACACUUUUAGGAGUGAAAAACCUAGCCGUUCACAAUGAUCAAAUAUGAUUUUUGCUCUUCCACUUGUCUUCUAAAAAAUCACUGUCUUUUCUCUUUAUUUAUAGGCACAAUUUACAACAGUACUUCCAAUUCUUCGCAAAGAUUCGACUGUCAAUUGAAGAGGAUAACUUUGAACAAUUUAAAGGGAAUGUCUUAACAGGCUACCCUCUUUGAUAGACUCUGACUAUUGGCUGUUUAUGCACUACACACAUACAAUCAUCUACACCCACAUCUUCUCAUUUUGGCCAAAGCCUUUACUAGAACACUUGCUAGUGUUUGUGCGGGAAGCGGGGUCUUUGGCUUCCAAGUUCUGAAUCCACAAUUUGUAUUGCCUGAAUUUCAGACUACUGUUCACGCGGCACCGGACAAAUUUUCGACAGCGGACUGAAAAAUUUGACCGGACACUAUUCUCAUUACUUUUUUCAACUUUUCUCAGUGGUUUUUACAAUUGCCCAUGCGCAGAGCAAUACUUUAGCAAAUCCAAAAUGGUGUUCACACCGCGCCCGUCAAUUUUCGAACAUACCGGCUUAAAAUUUGACCUCGAUUAUUGGCGUUCAAAUUGUGGAGUCGCAAAUUCCUGAGCACUUCUCUCUCGGAAGUUUGCGACUCAAGGUGACGACUCAAAUCAGGCAACAUUUUAAUUUUUUUUAGUUUUUUGUUAUUAAUGGUGGAUCUCUCCGCUUCGCAGAGGUCUCUUUGUGUCGUAGGGAAGCUGGGGAGAGAGAAAGAACCUCGGCGGAGGAGAGAGGAUGGUGGAAGAUUGGUAGCCUGACUUCGCCCUGACUCUGACUCAACCACCUAAACAACUAGAACGUGUCAGAUAAUUAGAAAUGUUAAGGCCGAUUUAAACGGUACGAUUUUUGCUUACGAAUAUCGUGCGCGGUCACCAUACGUAUGUAAUCACUUUCCACCAUACACACACGCACAAUUUUCACUUACGACAUCCACUAUGUGUUGUAUGAAUGUCGUGGGUCUAAUUUACACGACACGAUCUGUCGUGAAGUCAUGACGCAUGACGCAUGUUAAUCGCCCUUUAAGCACCGUUUUUCGUGCCCUUGUAGUGUUAGCAACCUAAAAAUCUGAAAUAAACGAAUUUUAACAGGUC